This is a messenger RNA of Lycium barbarum (goji berry), 2202 nucleotides long. RefSeq lists its product as uncharacterized. The transcript has 5 exons. The record is from RefSeq and is a predicted model, not a curated record. Lineage: Eukaryota; Viridiplantae; Streptophyta; Magnoliopsida; Solanales; Solanaceae. The coding region runs from base 1310 to 1903 and encodes 197 amino acids.
AUUUACCUUCUCUCUCUCUCUCUCUCUCUUUAUAAUUUACCUUUCUCUCUUUAUCCACAAGCAUCAACGAUCCUCUAUCUCCCUCUUUAUCAGUAAGCUAUUCAUCAAAUUCUUUCUUCUUGAACAGUUAUGGAACAAGCUAAUGAAAAUUCAAGAUUGACUUGGAGAUUGGAGGUAGUAAAAACAUUUUUAGAAACUUGUAUUCAAGAAGUGUCAUUGAAUGGGAGACAAGGAAGUAGUUUGAAGCCAGAUUCAUGGAACAAGGUUAAGGUUGUUCUGCAAACUUCUCAUGACUUUAUAGUCACACAAAAGAAGAUGAAGAACCAUUAUGAUUAUCUAAAAGAAAAAUGUCAAGCUUGGUUGCCAAUAACUAAAAAGACUUGUAAUAUUUAUGAUCCAGCAACCAAUACCAUUCGAAUGUCUAAUGAGGAGUGGGAUGAGUACAUAAAGGCUCAUCCAAAAGCCAAGACAUUGAGGAGUGCACCUCUACCCUUUCCGGAACUUUGUACAACAUUAUUUGAGGGUUCUACUGCAACAGGCAUUCAUGGUUGGAGUCCAAGUUGUACAACUCCGCGGCCCGGUGCCUCUUCUGUAGCUACUAAUAUAGACAUAGAUUCACUUGAUGACAUUGAGGAUCUACUUGGUGACCAAAAUGAUGGAGCUUCUAAAGAUUUUCCAUCUCAAUCUUCAAUUCCAAUUGAAAAAAAGAAUUUGGGAAAGAAAAGAAAAAACGCAUCGUCCCGAUUAGAAAUUGAUGAGAAGAUGAGUGCUGCAUUGGAGUUACUGAUUAACAAAAACAACGGGCCUGAUGUUGAAGAAUGUAUAGAAAAACUAGACAAGGUUGGAUGGGAAGAGCCAUUGUACUCUGCAGCUCUUAGUAUAUUUUGUGAAGGUGAUAGCUACACAAAAACAUGGAUGAAACUGAGAGGGGUCGAUAAAUUAGAGAAUUAUGUCAGAACCAUGGGGAACAAAUUGGGAAUUCUUUAAUUUUUCUAAUUAGCUAGUAUCUAUGUUAGAUGAAGAUUUUAUGGAAUCUAGUUUUUUUUUUUUUUUUUUUUAAAUUAUAACCUCUGGAACUUUGUGGUAAUAUAUUAUGCUUAUGGAACGUAUUUUAUUGGUGAAAAAUGCUACUUGUAUGUCUUGUUAUGCUUGAUGAGUAUAGAAUAAUUUUUUAUAACCAUUGUAUUGGCAAAGAAAUCGUUAUAGACUCAAGUAUGAUAUAAGAAUUAGAGAUUUAACAUCAUCUUUAUCUGGUCAAAAGUAUACAUUAGAACUAUUAUCUGGCUCUAAUCGACAAUGUAUAGAAUUGAUGCGCAUGUCACGUGAUGCAUAUGUUCGGCUAUGUCAACAUUUUAGACAUAAUGGAUGGCUCAUAGAUAGCAAACAUAUAUCCGUCGAAGAGAAGAUAGCAAUAUUCUUAACUAUUAUAGGACAUAACGAGCGUUACGUCGUAAUCAAGAGAAGAUUUCAACAUUCUUUGCAGACAAUUCACAAAUAUUUUCACGAGGUUCUUGAGGCAAUGACGAAUUUUGCAAAAGAUAUGAUAGCACCUACAACAUUUGAUUCGAAUAUGAAUAUUCCUGGUGCUCAUAACAAGUUACGAAGAAUUUUUAAGGGAGCAAUAGGUGCACUAGACGGGACAUUAGUACAUGCUGUUGUUCCUGCUAAUCAACAAAUUGUUUACAGAGGAAGGGGAAAAGGUAAAUGCUAUCAGAAUGUUCUGGCAAUAUGUGACUUCAAUAUGGUCUUCACUUAUGUUUAUGCUGGAUGGGAAGGGGUAGCACAUGAUGCACGCGUUCUAACUGAGAUUGCAUCUAAUCCAGAUAAUGGCUUUCCAUUUCCUCCACCUAGAAGGAGCGCAUCAAUGAUGACUUGUUUAAUCAUUUUGAUACGCCUCAAGUGAUAUUUGAUGAAGAAGGACAACAAGAAGAAGCAUUGGAUGAAACAAAUGGACCUAGUUGGACAGUUGAAGAUUCUCAGAUAAUGACCGAUAUGAGGGAGCAACUUGCACUCAAACUAAUGCAAAGAAGAUGAAAUACUUGAGAGUUCUAUAUUUUAGUUAUUUGAAUUUUUUUCCAGUGUUGGAGUGUUACAAUUUGAUGAUUGUUAGUUAAUUAUUCAAAUACUCUAAUAUUUAUGUGUCUAUAUCAUAACUGUAUUUGAGAUAUUGUUUUACUUUGUUGGAUAGGUUUGAUUUAUAGA